GAAUGUGUUCAGUCUGAUUGAGUAUUCCUCAUAUCCUCACUCGUAAACCACAGAGUACUUAGCGAUAUGCAUUACACUUCAUUCGUAAACAACGGAGUACACCGGGAUUUUGCUUUCUGUUUAUCUUUUAUCACGUAUUCCUUUUUGACCUAAAUAUUCGUUUCGUUGGGGACGUCGCAUUCGCCUCGUGUUUGUUUGUUCUGCAACGUGUUUGUUAAAAAAAAAAAUAAAAUGGUGGUUUCAAAACGGUGUAAAAUCUGUACGAUAAUCGAGGCGGAUAAUUUUCCCAUCUCGGUAGAAUAUUUUGGGAGGCCUAUACCGGAAAUAAUAGAGAAAAUAUCUGGAAUAGAGUUGGACUCCCGCAAAUUGGUUGAUGUGCUGAUAUGUAAUCAGUGCGCCAUCCAGUUGGUGCACAUCGAAAGUGUCGUCAACAAGUUGCGUAAGUCUAUGCUUCGUCUCUCACGACCAGCGGCCAAAGCAACCAAAACUCCAUCAAAAACCACACCUGCAGCAAAAUCGAAAGAAGUAAGCCCGACUAAAAAGAAGAAAGACAUAUCCAAAUUGUUUUCUCCAACAAAAGUAAAUGGAGUCCAGGAAUCUGCUUUUAAGAAAUUUACCGAUGAUAAUGCCGCCUUAAAUGAUGAAUGUCUUUUAAAACCUGGUGCCGAUUCCGCCAAGAAGAAGAAAAGUGUAAAACGUAAGUUGGAGGACUCAUUAACAAAUGGAACAGAUGAAAAAGAUCAUAGCACAACAACGAAGGCAGAUAUAGAUAAUGAAAAUGGAGAAUGUAACGAAACUGCCCUUGGCGACAAAGAGGACAAGCGUGUUAAAUUGGAUUCUUCGUCCAUCGCUGAAAGUAGUACAUUGAAUGAAACUAUUGUCGAUGUCGAUGUGAGCGAACAAAGCUUUACGAAGGUACUAAAUUGUGUUCUCUGUGGGAAGAAAUUCAACCAAAAGAGUUUACUACGAGAGCAUAUAGAAAGUAAUCACAUGGGGGAGAAGUUAAAAGAAUGCCCCAAUUGUUUCAUGGAGUUCCGGUCUGUACAAAAGUACGAGUCGCACGUUUUCAGCGAAAAAUGUAAAGCAACGCUACUUCCAUGCCAGUUCCGAAAUUGCCAUAGACGCUUUAAGAAUGUCCAUAAAAUGGAAGCACAUAUGAGAGAAAAACACUUAUCAGCGAACGAUAUAUAGAUGUCGAAUAGAACAGUACGCAGUCUGCAAAAUAUCCAAUUUUUGCAUGUUUUUAUUAAUUUUUAUUCACGAAUAAAUCAUUGAGACUUGCAAAGAAA
Messenger RNA from Musca domestica (house fly), 1289 nucleotides. Its product is annotated as zinc finger protein indra. Gene Ontology annotation, molecular function: zinc ion binding. Gene Ontology annotation, cellular component: nucleus. The coding region runs from base 232 to 1191 and encodes 319 amino acids. The transcript is spliced from 2 exons. Lineage: Eukaryota; Metazoa; Arthropoda; Insecta; Diptera; Muscidae. The record is from RefSeq and is a predicted model, not a curated record.